UGCCAGCACCUCUUCAUUCACACCGCUAGCGUUAGCUUAUCCACGAUACGCGGCUGCAGGGAAGGGAAUACAGAAUAACGGCAAAACCACAGCAAUGGCAGACGCAGCAACACGACAGAUCAAGAUCAAAACUGGUAUUGUUAAGAGGCUUGUUAAAGAGGAAAAUGCCUACAUAAAAGACGUAAAGCAGCAAGAGGACAAGAUUGAACGGCUGAAAGCUGAGGCAGGGGACGAAUACGUCAUCAAGAAACAGGUGGAGGUCUUACAGGAGUCGAAAAUGAUGAUCCGGGACUCUCACCGCCGCCUGGCCAUCGCACACGCAGCUCUGCAGCAGUUACUAGAAACAGAAGAGGAUCUGGCCGAAUCAGAAGAGUACAAAGAGGCCCAGAGCGUAUUGGACUCAGUGAAGCUUGAAGGAUGAUUUCUGAUGCGUUUCUGUUCUCCUCCGCGAGAUUCACUUCGCUUAAACGUCCAUUCCUUUGGCCGGGCCUUGUUUGGGGAAAAGCCCGGAGCCCGACAGAAUCCAUUCAAAGUGUUUCUUGAUGUAAUUAUUUCUACUGUUUGCGGAUAACGUGCCACCACAUUUCUUCACACUGCGCCCAAGUGUAAAAAUCUCACCAGAAAACAAUAAAACAUUCACUUUAUUACAGCGGAUGAUUCCAUUUGGACUUGAUUAACAUGAGUAAACUCACUGUGAUCCUUACAGUAUGGCCCUCUGUUGGAUUGGUCGAAAGGAGAAGGCCUUAAUGGUUUCUGUUAUGUUUGAUUUUUUUUUACAUGAGUUUUGCUUUCCUUUCAUGUCUGACUGAGGUUGUACAACUUUAACAGACUCCAACUUAAAUGGCACAGAAAGUAGCGAGUUACCGGUUCAUAAAUGACCACAAUCCAAAGCUAAUUGGUUCACCGUUUGAUUUGGAAAAAGGGUGAGAGCAGCUUUUUUUGGCUUCAAAUGUGUAUUAAAAUGGAAAUGUGAUUUCUUCUAAUCGAUUAAUCAGAUGUUUUACCACUAACUGAUGGAUUUAAUCGCACUGUUUGUUCAGCCGCUGGUGUUCCCUGUUAACAGCGGUGAAAUGGAUUGCAUCUUGAUGCCUACAAUAAAGACAAGAGCACUUUGGGCACCCCUGUCUGUCAAAUGA
This is a messenger RNA of Salarias fasciatus (jewelled blenny), 1136 nucleotides long. It is a transcript of the gene tbca, whose product is annotated as tubulin cofactor a. Gene Ontology annotation, biological process: post-chaperonin tubulin folding pathway; tubulin complex assembly. Gene Ontology annotation, molecular function: beta-tubulin binding. Lineage: Eukaryota; Metazoa; Chordata; Actinopteri; Blenniiformes; Blenniidae. The record is from RefSeq and is a predicted model, not a curated record. The transcript is spliced from 4 exons. Gene Ontology annotation, cellular component: microtubule cytoskeleton; cytosol. The coding region runs from base 95 to 421 and encodes 108 amino acids.